AUGUUUGCUCCAUCUGAAAAGCUCAAAGAAGCUAAGACUAAACUUAUCCAAUGGACUAGAGACAGUGUUGCUAGUGGUCAAUCUAAGGUUACUGGUUUGAUCAGAUUCAACAAGGCAUUGACAGUAAUGGUCCCUAGCCAAAUCUUUUGGAUGCUGAAAGAUCCUCUCUUCUGGAAUUUGAUAAAUCCCUCCUCUUUGAAGAAGAGUUCUAGAGGGAGAAAUCCAAAAUGA
Messenger RNA from Sphenostylis stenocarpa, 231 nucleotides. Lineage: Eukaryota; Viridiplantae; Streptophyta; Magnoliopsida; Fabales; Fabaceae. The record is from the annotation of a GenBank genome assembly.